AUGUAUAUCCGGGACGCUGCCUUUGCUGCCGCGAACCUGACGGCUCUUUAUGCUCCGUAUUUAUCCAAAAGUACUGAGAUUAUUCUGCCGUCGGAUGCUGCUUGGAACACUAGUGUCGAACAACGGUGGACUGUCUUUGCACCGCCAACUUAUCUUGGCGCUAUCAAGCCUGCCACAGAGCAGGAUGUUGCAAAAAUUGUCCAAAUCUCCGUGUCCAAUGGCAUCCCGUUCAUGGCAACUGGAGCCGGUCAUGGUGCCUCUGUGACUUUGGAGACUUUCAAGAACGGGAUUGAUAUUGAUCUCGGAAACUUCAACACAGUCACCAUAGAUGAAAAGAACAGUCUCGUUACCAUCGGAGGAUCUGCCCAGUUCCAACAGGUCUACGACCCUCUUUUUGCUGCCGGAAAAGAAUUCCCUACGGGCGGUGGUCCUUGUGUCGGGGUUUUAGGAGCCACCCUGGGCGGUGGCGUCACGCGUCUCAUGGGCGUUCAUGGAAUGGUCGUCGACCUCUUGCAAUCAGUCAACAUCGUUACUGCUGACGGAAAGCUUCUGACUGCUUCCGAGAUUGAGAACUGCGACCUUUUUUGGGCAGUUCGCGGUGCUGGCCACAACUUUGGCAUCAUCACUUCUGCUACAUUCAAGGCCCCUAGCCUCCGUAAUAACGGUCAAUACCUCAAUGCCGAUUUCGCUUUCCCAGCGAGCGCCAAUAGGUCAUUCUUUGAGGCAGUAGAAGCUUUCAAUGACAACCUCCCCGCUGAGCUUGCUUUACAAAUCACUGUUACCCCAGGCCCGGGCAUCACGUUCAAUGCCGUUUACUUCGGUGCCGAGGCCGAUGGCAUAGCGCUUAUUCAACCAUUCCUCGACUUACCCAGCACGAAACAGAACAUCUCUGUUGUACCAUGGAAUGAACUACCCAACGUACAAGACUUUGGAACCGAUUUCGGCACGUGCAACAAGAAUAGCGAGACCGAUUUCUAUGGCAUGGGUCUCAAGAAUAUUAAUGCUGCUACAUACGGGAGCUUCUUCGACGAGUUGGCUGAGUUUUAUACCCAGCAUCCGACAAUUUCUCCUAUCUGGGUUACCCAGAGAUAUUCAACCAAACAAUCUCUCACAGUUCCGGAAACCGCGACUGCUUACGCCCACCGUGAGCUGGGAGCGCACCAGCUGUUCAUCACCUCGGUCACCAACCCUACCGAUGCUGACACCCUCUCAACAUUCAUGAAGAAUGCCCGUAAUGAGUUUCAGGCAACCGCAGGUACCUCUGAGUUGUCCAUCUAUGUCAACUACGCGCAUGGUGAUGAAGGUCCCGCAGUCUGGUACGGAGAUAACCUGCCUCGACUUCAGCAGCUCAAGAAGAAAUGGGAUCCUAAUGGUCGCUUCAACUCUUAUAACCCCAUUUCUUAA
Molecule: messenger RNA, 1404 nt
Organism: Trichoderma atroviride IMI 206040
Lineage: Eukaryota; Fungi; Ascomycota; Sordariomycetes; Hypocreales; Hypocreaceae
Molecular function (GO): FAD binding; oxidoreductase activity
Source: RefSeq, a predicted model, not a curated record